Molecule: messenger RNA, 654 nt
Organism: Cephus cinctus (wheat stem sawfly)
Lineage: Eukaryota; Metazoa; Arthropoda; Insecta; Hymenoptera; Cephidae
Product: dymeclin
Exons: 4
Coding region: 73-639 (188 amino acids)
Biological process (GO): Golgi organization
Cellular component (GO): Golgi apparatus
Source: RefSeq, a predicted model, not a curated record
AAAUUGCCAUCACCAAAAACAGGCUCAUUGGCAAUCUCCCUACUCAUCUCUGUAAGGUUUUGGUUCAGCGCAAUGGGUGCCACAUCAAGUCAGUAUGAAGAUCUUUCCAAGAAUCCAUAUCUUCUUAAAUUCUCUGGAAAGAAACCAAUUUCUCCAGAUGAUCCAUUUUGGAAUCAGUUCCUUUCAUAUAACCUUCGACCACCUGCUACACGGAAUGAUCAAAUUAAACUGGAUUCUCAACUUAACUCGAUAUAUCAGCAGUUUCUUAUCAACAAUAUGACUACUGGAAAUUUUGGUUCUCUACUUCAAGUUUCAUUGAUCAGGACCAAUGAGCUCCUCGCUACAAUGCAGAGUCAAGAUAUUCUGUAUGCCUGGCAAACGUACAAUGCAUUGUUUGCUGUGCGUUGUGUUCUCAAAUACCUUAUAGAGACAGUAGGUGAAGAAGAAAUAGCGCGACACGCUGAGGCUGUAGCACCUUCACAAGAACCGUUACAUCCAGGACAGUCUCAGGUUACAAGACUCGAAACGUUUUUCGAAUCUCUUGUUGAAAUUAUCGUUAAUGUUUCGAUAUGCCAAUUUUGGCACAGAAAAAAGUUCUCGGAUUUGUACAAAAAAUUGGUAUUAACCUCUUCACUGUGAGUGAAACGUAUACCC